Messenger RNA from Pedinophyceae sp. YPF-701, 1884 nucleotides. The record is from the annotation of a GenBank genome assembly. NCBI's taxonomy places the organism in Eukaryota, Viridiplantae, Chlorophyta, Pedinophyceae.
AUGGCGGACGUGGCGGGAAAGGCGGAGAAGAAGAAGCGCUCUCGCAAGAAGAGAAGCAAGGCCGGGGCGCAGCUCGUGGCUCCGGCCUACGAGCCCGUCGCGGCGGCCCCUGCGGACGACGACGGCCCCGAGGAGCCGCAUGCGCGCGCACAGCCGGACAAACACGCGAAGAAACGGACGCAGGAGCAGCGCGGAGGUGCCGCGGUGGACGCAGGGCCUGGCUCGAGCGACGACAGCGAGGACUUCCACGAGCCCGGGGACGACGAUGGCCCGUCGCGCAAGAAGAGCAAGCCCACGGGCCGCGCGGCGAUCAAGCAGUUCGGCAUCGAGGUCGCGGACGUGGAGCGCAUCGACGCCAACGUGUCGGGCAUCAUGUCGGACGUCAGGUUCGAUUCGAUGAAGCUGUCUGACAACACCAUGAGGGGUAUCAGCGACAUGGGCUUCACGCACUGUACCGAGGUGCAGGCGCGGACGAUCCCGCCGCUGCUCGAGGGCCGCGAUCUCCUCGGCGCCGCCCGCACAGGCUCUGGCAAGACGCUGGCGUUCCUGAUCCCCGUCGUCGAGCUGCUGCACCGCGCCAAGUUCUCCCACCGCAACGGCACAGGCGCCAUCGUCAUCUCGCCCACGCGCGAGCUGUCGCUUCAAACCUACUCGGUCGCCAGUGACCUGAUGAAGUAUCACUCGCAAACGCACGGAUUAGUCAUGGGGGGCGCGAACCGGCGCGGAGAGGCCGAGAAGCUCGUCAAGGGCGUCAACCUCGUCGUCGCGACGCCCGGACGCCUCCUCGACCACCUCCAAAACACCAAGGGCUUCGUCACGCGCAACCUCGCGGCGCUGAUCAUCGACGAGGCGGACCGCAUCCUCGAGAUCGGGUUCGAGGAGGAGAUGCGCCAGAUCGUCCGGCUGCUCCCCGCGGACCGCCAGACGAUGCUUUUCAGCGCCACGCAAACCACCCAAGUGGAGGACCUCGCGCGCCUGGCGUUCCGCGGCCGGCCGAUCUACGUCGGCGUGGACGACUCGCGCGCGGAGGCGACGGGCGAGGGCCUGGAGCAGGGGUACUGCGUCGUUCCGAGCGAGCGGCGGUUCUUGCUGCUGUUCACCUUCUUGAAGCGCAAUGCGAACAAAAAGGUGAUGGUCUUUUUCUCGUCUUGCAACGAGGUCAAGUUCUACUCGGAGCUCCUGAACUACAUAGACCUCCCCGUCAUGGACAUCCACGGCAAGCAGAAGCAGCAGAAGCGCACGUCGACCUUCUACGACUUCUCGAAGGCCGAGAAAGGCAUCCUGCUCUGCACCGACGUCGCGGCACGGGGCCUCGACAUUCCCGCCGUGGACUGGAUCGUGCAGUUCGACCCCCCGGACGACCCGCGCGAGUACAUCCACCGCGUCGGGCGGACCGCGCGCGGGCGCGGCGGGAAGGGCCGCGCGCUGCUGAUGCUUCUGCCCGAGGAGCUCGGGUUCCUCAAACACCUCAAGGAUGCUCGAGUGCCGUUGAACGAGUACGAGGUCCCUACGAGCAAGAUCGCGAACGUGCAGUCGCAGCUCGAGCGCCUCAUCGAGAAGAACUACUACCUCCACCAGUCGGCCAAGGAAGCCUACCGCUCCUAUGUUCUCGCGUACAACUCGAAUCAAUUAAAAGAUAUCUUCAACGUGCACGCCCUGGACCUGGCCGGCGUGGCCAAGUCCUUCGGCUUCCCGCGCCCGCCCAAGGUCCCCCUCAACAUCGAGAGCCGCUCGAGCCACGCACGGCGCGGGAAGGACGGCGCCGUCGGCACCGGGACCGCGCACGGCCACGGCUUCAAGCACAAGGCCGCGAAGAAGUCGAAGUCGUUCAGCGCAGCGAACCCGUACGGGCGGCAGACGGACGACGCGCGGCAGUGGUCGUGA